AUGACUGUCACUACAGCUACCUCCACCGUUACCACCUCAACUGCAACUCCAACUGUAACCACUGCAAGUAUCACUGCCCCGAUCAUGCAUUCUACCUUUCGCGUUCUUCUAAACGACUUUAUACCUGCAGAUCCAAAUCUCUGGUUUACACUAACUGAUCGCCAGUUUCAAGCCCACAGCAUCACUAACCCUGAUGAAAAAUUGGGCUUUAUUCUCGCCAAAUUACCGCAUGAGGUACUGUCCAGGGCAAGCGAUAUACUAGCCUCAAAGGAGGCAGCGGAUAUUGUACUUGCCAAAUUAACCAAACGAAUUAAUUCCUUAUAUCACGUUUCGAGUGAAGAACGCCUUGAUGAGUUACUAAAAAAUUGCUCAUUAGGAACUAAAAAACCUUUGGUGCUCUUAGCCGAAAUGCGAAUUUUGGCUGGUCCCGCCUCCAAUGAAGAAUUAUUGCAACGCCUAUGGAUGCGUCGUCUACCUGUACGAAUGCAGGAGCACCUAGCUGCGCAUAACGUAUCCCUAGAAGCGUUGGGGCAAAUUGCUGACUCUCUGCACUCCGUAAUGCUGAAUACUGGACAAAUCUCGAGUCUCACUCCAUCAGCUGACCUGACUAUGCAACAAUUUUCGCAAAUGCCUUCAACGUCCUUCGCCACACAGCAAUUCGCGCCAAUUCUACCAACUUCGCAAUUUUCAUCGGUUCCAUCAACUUCUCAAUUUUCGCCAAUUCCUCCAAAUUCAGUAAUCGAGCGCCUAGAACAACAAAUUGCAGCACUUUCUGCCCAAAUUGCUGCCAUCGCCUCUUCAUCUAGGCCAUCCAGGGAGCGCUCCCGCUCAAGAAGUGAAGGACCAAGGGACCGCAGUCGUUCUCGUUCUCAAUCUCGCUCAGCAAAUCAUCCUUACUGCUGGUAUCAUUUCAAAUUUGGCAUGGAUGCUAAAAAAUGCACUCCUCCGUGCAAAUUUGUCUCUCUGAAUUCCACUGGCAAACCGGAAAACCAGUAA
Messenger RNA from Planococcus citri (citrus mealybug), 996 nucleotides. RefSeq lists its product as uncharacterized. The record is from RefSeq and is a predicted model, not a curated record. Lineage: Eukaryota; Metazoa; Arthropoda; Insecta; Hemiptera; Pseudococcidae. The coding region runs from base 1 to 996 and encodes 331 amino acids. The transcript has a single exon.